Molecule: messenger RNA, 1802 nt
Organism: Phasianus colchicus (ring-necked pheasant)
Lineage: Eukaryota; Metazoa; Chordata; Aves; Galliformes; Phasianidae
Gene: OTC
Product: ornithine transcarbamylase
Biological process (GO): L-citrulline biosynthetic process
Cellular component (GO): mitochondrion
Molecular function (GO): ornithine carbamoyltransferase activity; amino acid binding
Source: RefSeq, a predicted model, not a curated record
GUAGUUACAACGUAAAGCAGACAACGAGGACGUUGAUUUGGGAUUUCUGUGUUCCAGGGCACGUGGGUUGAGAAAUAUCGGCAAGGACUGAGAGAAGAGUUGUGCAAGAAGAUGCUUUUCAAUUUGAAAAAUUUUUGCCAUAUUUCAAAACUAACAAAGAACAGCAAGCAUCUGCCACGACAUUUUUGCCGUGGGCCACCAAAUCAAAUGAAUGUUUGUCUGAAAGGUCGUGACUUUCUUACUCUACAGAACUACACAGCAGAUGAACUGAAGUAUUUGCUAUGGGUGGCCUCAGAUUUGAAACAAAGGAUAAAGGACAAAGGAGAGUAUUUGCCUUUGAUGCAAGGAAAAUCGUUGGCUAUGAUUUUUGAGAAGAGAAGCACAAGAACAAGAUUAUCUGCAGAAACAGGAUUUGCUCUCCUUGGAGGACACCCUUCCUUCCUUACAAAACAAGACAUUCACCUGGGCACUAAUGAGAGUCUCACAGAUACAGCAAGGGUGCUGUCCAGCAUGACAAAUGCAAUCUUGGCUCGAGUUUAUAAGCAUAAUGAUCUGGACCUAAUGACGAAAGAAGCCACGAUCCCAGUAAUCAAUGGAUUGUCUGAUUUAUACCAUCCUCUCCAGAUUUUAGCUGAUUACCUAACCCUUCAGGAGCACUACGGUGGUCUGAAUGGGCUCACCAUCGCCUGGAUUGGGGAUGGAAACAAUGUCCUCCACUCCAUCAUGACAAGUGCUGCAAAGCUGGGAAUGCAUCUCCACAUUGCAACUCCCAAGGGCUUUGAGCCAGACCUCAGAAUAACAAAAAUAACUGAGCAGUACUCCAAAGAGAAUGGUACCAGGUUGCUUCUCACCACAGAUCCUUUGGAAGCUGCAAACGCUGCCAAUGUCUUAAUUACGGAUACAUGGAUAAGCAUGGGGCAAGAAGAGGAAAAGAGAAGAAGACUGAAGGCAUUUCAAGGUUAUCAGAUUACAAUGCAGAUUGUGAAAUCUGCUGCUUCCAACUGGACAUUUUUACAUUGUUUACCAAGAAAGCCAGAAGAAGUUGAUGAUGAAGUAUUUUAUUCUCCAAGAUCACUGGUUUUCCAGGAGGCAGAAAACAGAAAAUGGACAAUUAUGGCUGUCAUGGUUUCCCUGCUGACAGAUUACUCACCACAGCUACAAAAGCCUACAUUUUGAUGCUUGGAUCCCAGCCAAGAAAAAAAUAUUCCUCAUUGGCAGAAUAUUUUGGUCUGCAUAUAGAUCGAUCUUCUUCAGAAAAGAUCAAGGCAACAAAUGAUUCUUUAAUAAAAUUGUAGGGCUAGCUUUGCUGAAGUGUGCAGUAUUGCAUUACAUUUGUGAAAAUGUUUGAGGCAAUAAACUCCACUGCGAAAGUCACUUCUUAUUUAGACCCUCUCAAAUACCUUUCCAGUGAUCAGCAUCACUGAAAGUUUUUUGGGUUCCACUUUAAUGAUUGACUCUGCCAGCAUCAUAGGUAUAUUGUAGUCUUAGAUGUGUUAGAGCUAGCACUGUGUAAUAUGAAAGACAUAAACUCUUAAAACUUUUUCACAUAAUUGCUGAUCUGUGGCAGGGUGCACAGGCCAGCAGUGCUUUACUGUUGCCUUGACUACCCACACUUCUUGGGUGCUCUGGCUUCUGUUUCUGUCCUCUAGCCAACCUCCAAACCCCUCUGCUGUUUGGCACUGAAAAUGUACUGACUCCAUGAGCAUCACCUUCCUCUCUGCCAUUCCUGUGGGCUAGCACAGGAGAAUACUGCUGCAGUACUAGAAGAGAAGUUCUGCAGAGUUGGAUGUGGCAAAGAAAAA